Messenger RNA from Volvox carteri f. nagariensis, 252 nucleotides. RefSeq lists its product as uncharacterized. The transcript is spliced from 3 exons. Gene Ontology annotation, molecular function: GTPase activity; GTP binding. Lineage: Eukaryota; Viridiplantae; Chlorophyta; Chlorophyceae; Chlamydomonadales; Volvocaceae. The record is from RefSeq and is a predicted model, not a curated record. The annotation marks the transcript as partial.
CCCAACGUAGGCAAGAGCAGCACCAUGAACGCCCUGUUGGGGGCCAAGAGGGUGGCGGUGUCCAGCCACCCGGGCAGGACCAAGCACUAUCAGACGCACAUGAUGUGCCCCAGCUUGAUGCUUUGCGACUGCCCUGGAUUGGUGUUUCCUCGCCUGGACGUGUCUCUGUACAUGCAGGUGCUGUUCGGCAGCUACCCCAUCGCCCGGUGUCGCGACCCCUACGCGGUGGUGAGGUACCUGGCUGAGCGGGUG